Messenger RNA from Musa acuminata subsp. malaccensis (wild Malaysian banana), 3633 nucleotides. RefSeq lists its product as uncharacterized. Lineage: Eukaryota; Viridiplantae; Streptophyta; Magnoliopsida; Zingiberales; Musaceae. Gene Ontology annotation, cellular component: nucleus. Gene Ontology annotation, molecular function: transcription corepressor activity. The record is from RefSeq and is a predicted model, not a curated record.
UCGCUCUCUCGCUGUCGCUCUCGCUUCGCUCGUCUUGUCGUCGAUUGAUUUCUUCCUUGUUUCGUCCAAGUCACAGCAAGCGACGCCAAUCUCCGGGCAGCGUUCGAUGGAUACUGUUGAAAUGGACUACAUGGAGGAGGAGCAAACUGCUAGGACAUUUCCUGACCAAUUUCCUUCACCAGAUCCCGUUUGCAGAAACGGUAUUUACGAUGAACCACAACUAUGUCCUCGGAUAGGAGAUGAGUACCAAGUGGAGAUUCCGCCACUAGCAACAGAAUCACAAUGCCUUUCGGUAAAAGCAUGCGUAACUAGUACCAGCAACGUGCUUGCUGUUGACCAUCAUGUUGGAGUAGGAUUACCCAUUUCAAUUAUGUGGGUUCAACGUGUAGGUGAUGAUACCAAAGUUGCUCAGAAAGAGUUUUCUGGUACCAACACAGAGAAAAUUCGAGCUGAUGAUGUCAAAGUUGAUCAAAGCUGUUCUAUUAAAAGCGAGUCAGUGGACUACGGAAACACUGAGAAAAGUCAAGCUGAUGCUGUACACAAGAUAAUGACUAAAUCUCCAGAAAAAAGUUCAAAUAAUUGUGGAAAUCUUUGUAGCCUUACAUGUGAAGAUGAAUGUAUUGGCACACAAAAUUGUUGCAAAGAAUUUGGUGAAUCUAUAAACAAGAGGAGAAUGGAUAGUGGUGUUCCUCUGCAGCGAUUUAGUGAAGCUAAUGGUGACAGUGCAUUGCCUGGUUCACCAUCUUCCUCUUGGAGUGAGGAUGAGACGCAAAGUUUUCUCCUUGGUCUUUACAUUUUCGGAAAGAAUCUAGGUCAAGUGAAAAGGUUUAUUGAAUGUAAGAAGAUGGGAGAUAUACUCUCCCAUUAUUAUGGAAAUUUCUACAAAUCUGAGGCCUAUUGUAGAUGGUCAGAAUGUAGAAAGAUAAGAAGCAGGAGGUGCAUUCUUGGACACCGUAUUUUUACUGGAUGGAGACAACAAGAAUUUUUAUCCCGUGUGCUACCUAGAAUACCAAAGGAUGUCCAACACACUCUGAUGGAGGCCACAAAUAUACUUAAUGAGGGCAGGGUUUCUUUGGAAGAAUUUGUUUGUACUUUAAAGACAACAGUUGGUUUGCAAGCUUUAGUUGAAGCCAUCGGAAUUGGAAAAGGACAUGACCUCACUUCCAUUAUCUCGGAUCCAGUUAGAUCAAAUCAGUCACUAUCUAUUCGGUCUGAGAUUCCUGUUGGCAAAGCAUGUUCUUCUCUUACGUCUGGAGACAUCAUCAAGAUUCUAACAGGUGAUUUUAGGUUAAGCAAGGCAAAGUCAAAUGAUCUGUUUUGGGAAGCUGUUUGGCCUCGUCUGCUAGCCAGGGGAUGGCACUCAGAACAACCGAAAGAUGUUAGUUCCAAGCAUGCAUUAGUGUUUCUUGUCCCUGGUAUAAAGAAAUUCUCGAGAAAAAAACUUGUCAAAGGUCAUCACUACUUUGAUUCCGUUAGUGAUGUCCUAAAUAAAGUAGCAUCAGACCCCAGCCUUGUGGAGUUAGAGGUUGAAGGAGCUGAUGGCACUAAGGAUGAAAAUGGGUGUGCCAUGGAUACUGAAUCGAUCCAAAAUGGUCUGCUUGAUCGUCAACGUCACCACUACCUCCGUCCUAAGGUUUCAAUUUACAAUUCUGAACUUAUGAAGUUCACUAUUGUGGAUACUAGUUUGGUGCAAGCUGAUGAACCAUUUAAGGUGAGAGAACUGAGGAGUCUACCCAUUGAGGCCUUGAGUAACUGCAGUCCUUUAACUCAUACAGGACAAACAGGAAGUGAUAGUUCAGGAGAUUCAGAUGAUAGUUCAUCAGAUGAUCAAGGAGACUAUGAUUCAGACGCAUUUGACAAUAAGAAGCCCAAAGUGAGCAGCAAGGGCAUCGUUGACAAGGCAGUGCAUGCUGCUCCAUCUGGGAAUGCACUGACUUUAUCAAGCACAAUAGUACCAACGAAUGGUUACAUUUCAAGUGAUCAAUGCCUUGGUCAGCUAAAUGGAAAGCUGCACAUAAAAGAUACCAAGUCUCAAUUCAGCCGCAGGGCAAAAUCUGAACGACAGUCUUAUUUAGCACCUAUGCCUAAACGAAGAAGGUUGACUGCCUGCAAGGAACAAAGUGGUCACCGUGCUUACUCUCUUUUGAAUAGCCAUAAACUAAUGGAGGAAGGAGCUCAGCCCAAGUUGGGUGCACAGAAAGCAAGUGAUGAUAUUGUUGGAGACAUGCAUCCCAAAAUUUCAACCAAUGCUGGUCCAGGUCAGUUGGAAAAAUGUGAUUUUAAGGAAGAAUGUUGCGGUAAUGCUGCUACACUCGAGGCAACAUUCUGUGAUGGAAAGCCUGGAUCACGAAAUUUGAUUGAUCUAAAUGUACCAUUGGAUUUUGAGAAUGGCGAACAUCUCAACUCAGAGUUGGCUGGCAGUCAGCAUGAUCUGAAUGAAGUGGAAGCUGUAAACCUCACAGAAACAAAGCAGCAGCUUGAUGGUUUUGGGGCAGUGGAGAAUCUUACUGAAGAACCUGGUGAUCAGCAGCCUCUGGUCAAUUCUCGGAGGCAGAGUACCAGGAACCGACCUCCAACUACCAAAGCUUUAGAAGCUCUUGCAUGUGGGUUUCUCGGAACAAAGCGGAGGGGAAGAGACACGAGGGCUUUAUUGCCAGGUAGUGUGGCAAAAAGACCUUCCCGUCAUGUGCAUAAGACCGUGGAGGCCCCAGCUCCAGCUCCAGCUCCCCCAACAAAUACCAUCAGUUCCGCAAUUGGACUUUCAAAUGCCACCACAGUUAAUGACUUGUACAAGGUCAAUAUUCACCAGGUACAUACGUCCGGUGAGUCCUGUGUUCAGCCUGAUGGUGAUGGGAUCCAUAAUCUGCUUAGGUUUUCUUAGCAUGAGCAUCACCCUGGCAUCAUAAAUGAGAACUACAUUUGCCAAGGAGAUAUAUGAUGUGUCCCAACUGUUGGCGUCAUCAGCAGCGGGCUGGUUCUUACAGUGAGUACCUGACCAUGGAAUAUAAUAGAUCCAUGUCAACGGGAGCCACUCGCACAGGUGGUCGAGAAUGUGUUCAUUCUACACCAUGCUUUUCUGGUCAGUUAGCAUCCUCUAGUAGAUUUGCUUGUUCCCAUUAACGAGAAUCAGAAUAACAGAGAAAGAUUCUUCUGUAAGGUUCAUUGGAUAAGAAGAAUAAAUUGAUCCUGAAGGUUCGACAUCUCUGUUGACACCACAGAUUCUUCAUCCUUCUGGUCACAUGAUAGAGGCUGUUCAUAUUGGUUUGUUUCAUCGUCUGGUACCAUAUACCAAGCUUUCAAGUAGCAGUAUCCGGUCUACAAAGAGCGAUGGCAAGAACUUCAAAGUGGCCAAGUAGAUUUUCUUUGACUAUAUGCAGCAUUUGGCACUUGAUGAUGAUGAUGAUGAUGUCCGUAUUGAAACUGCAGUUGGUAUCCAUUUGGAUCGUCGCUAGAGGCAUGAUGUCUCUUCUCAGCAUGCAUUGUCACAUGAUGUGCCCUUCACUAAAUCCAGUUUUCGUAAGCAUCGAUUACAAAUUUGUGGCAGCAUUUAUGCAGGUACCAUUGUCAAACCCUGUAAUGAUUAUAUAUGCAAGAUAUUUAUCCUUUGACAAUACUAGUUUUCUACUGCAAUUA